Gigantopelta aegis is the source of this 1387-nucleotide messenger RNA. RefSeq names its product alpha-1,3/1,6-mannosyltransferase ALG2-like. Bases 103 to 1302 code for a protein of 399 amino acids. NCBI's taxonomy places the organism in Eukaryota, Metazoa, Mollusca, Gastropoda, Neomphalida, Peltospiridae. The record is from RefSeq and is a predicted model, not a curated record. Gene Ontology annotation, molecular function: GDP-Man:Man(1)GlcNAc(2)-PP-Dol alpha-1,3-mannosyltransferase activity; alpha-1,3-mannosyltransferase activity. The transcript has a single exon.
UCAAAAGUUAGAAAAGGUAUCUUCUUCCUGUUGUCCAGAUUAACGUUCGACACGUAGUUGUUAAUCGGUAUUUACCCAUUCUUCUUGGUCUGGCUCUCUCAAAUGGUUAACGUGGUAUUUCUGCAUCCUGACUUGGGCAUAGGUGGUGCCGAGAGAGCCGUAAUUGACGCUGCUCUAGCUUUGCAAUCGCAUGGACAUAGCGUUCAGUUUGUGACUGCUCACCAUGACGCAACACACUGCUUUCAAGAGACUAAAGAUGGCACUGUGAAUGUCACCUGUGCAGGGGACUGGCUACCCCGCAGUGUAUUAGGAAGAUGCCAUGCCCUCUGUGCCUAUCUGAGAAUGAUGUAUGCCGCUCUUUAUCUAGUAUUUUUCAGUACGUUUCAAUUUGACCUAGUUUUCUGCGAUCAGAUAUCGGCUUGCAUCCCAGUUUUGAGGCUGUCUAAUGCAAAAGUACUUUUUUAUUGCCAUUUUCCUGACAUGCUGCUAACAAAAAGAAACAGUUUUCUGAAAAAGCUUUAUCGAGCUCCUAUUGAUUGGCUGGAAGAAAAAACUACUGGAAUGGCCGAUUGUGUAUUGGUCAACAGCAAAUUCACAGCUGGAAUUUUCCAUGAUGCAUUCUCAUCACUGACCGACAUGCAACCCAAAGUGCUUUAUCCGAUUCCGAAUUUUACAUCAUUUAAUCAGCGUGUGGAACCACCAACAGAAAAGCUGAUGCCCCUAAACAAAGAACUUGUCUUUCUUUCAAUAAAUCGAUAUGAGAGAAAGAAAAAUCUUGCUCUUGCUCUUGAAGCCUUUGGGAGACUUAAAGAAAACUUCCCAGACCUGAAAUAUAUUCAUCUUAUUAUUGCAGGUGGCUACGAUAGUCGAGUGAAAGAAAAUGUUGACCAUUACCUUGAACUGAAGCAGAUUGCUGCCAAACUAAAUCUUGGUGAAGAUGCCACAUUUCUGAAAUCUUUUACCGAUUCUGAAAAGAAAACAUUGCUGAAGUAUUCAUCAUGCCUUCUUUACACCCCAGAAAAUGAACAUUUCGGAAUCGUCCCUAUAGAAGCAAUGUACAUGAAGUGUCCAGUGAUAGCUAGUAACAGUGGUGGACCUUUGGAGACCAUUGUUGAUAGAAAGACAGGAUUUUUGUGUGAUCCCACUCCAGCAGGUUUCUCAGAGUGCAUGGAAAAGUUUAUUGUUGAUAGAAACCUUCGUGAGAGAAUUGGCUCUGCUGGUAGAGAACAUGUACUCGACAGAUUUUCAUUCAAAGAGUUUUCCAACACAUUACAUAACAUUGUUACACAGCUGGUUGGGUAAUUACAUCUUGGGAAAAUAUGCAAAUAAAUGUAAUGUUACUGGUGUACAUUUGCUAAUUAAUGAAAAUAAAUCACAUGUAAAAAUG